GCAUCCUUAAUGAUCGAAGGAGCAAUGUCCCAACAAAGUUGUCGAACCACUGAUAGUCGAAUUUUGGGGCAACUAAAUACGUAAUAAAAAUCGUCGGUUAAGUGCAUUACUAGAAGGUAAACGAAAUUCUAACUUUCGCCCCUUCCCUACGCCACCGAGAAAGGGAGAAAACCACCAAAGGAUAUUUUUGAUUUGGGAUUUUCGAUAGACGACAAAGUAUAUGUGCAUUUAGCGUUGAUGCAACAUGGAUGACGACGUUGUUUUUCCAUCCGUACUGGUGAACGUUACGGAUACAUUAGGAAUAGACGCUACACUAGCCUCAUCAACGUCAUCAUCUGUGAAUCAUCUGGUCAACGCGACAGCAGGUACGGAGGAGCUUUUCCAUGGUUACUCGCCGGCAUUAUUAACGUUCGCUUCGGCAGCUUGCAUUUGCUUCAUGUUGGUCGGGGUGCCGGGCAAUUUAAUUACGAUAAUAGCGUUGGCGCGCUGCAAAAAGGUUCGAAACGCGACAGCUGUGUUCAUAAUCAAUCUUUCACUAUCGGAUCUGUUGUUCUGUUGCUUCAACCUGCCGCUGGCUACUUCGACAUUCUGGUAUAAUGCGUGGAUACAUGGGAAUCUUCUGUGUCGUUUCUUUCCAUUAAUGCGUUACGGUUUGUUGGCUGUGUCGUUGUUCACGGUACUGGCAAUAACGAUAAAUCGCUAUGUUAUGAUAGGUCAUCCAAGGAUAUAUCCAAGAGUAUAUCGCCACAGAUACUUAGGUAUAAUGGUUACCGCAACUUGGCUUUGUGCAUUCCUAACUUUGAUUCCCACUUGGCGGGGAAUUUGGGGUAAAUUUGGAUUGGACCACUCAAUAGGGUCAUGUUCAAUACUUCCCGAUGAGAAUGAUCGUUCUCCCAAAGAGUUCCUCUUCAUGAUGGCGUUCAUGGUACCAUGCUUAUGCAUAAUUAUCUGCUACGCACGAAUUUUUUACAUCGUUCGAAAGACCGCCAUGCGAACCCAUGAGCCUGCUACAGUUAACAAUUCCGUACGAAUGAUGUCCGGAAAAAAUGUUCGAACUCAAAAAGCUAUGGAUGAUGCUAACCAUUCCGAUCGACAGCUUAUUGAAAAAUCUUCGAAAACUUCAAAAGAGGAGAACUCGGAAAAUUCAUCUUCACUAUCCAACUAUGGUGGCUAUCCCCAUUCAGCUACACAAUUGGCUGCCGGAAGCAACCCAAACAUUCAGCGUUCCAGACCAUAUCUGUCCAAAUUUCGAGAGGAGGAGCUAAAAUUCAUUGACACUAGCGUGGAUAGUGAGCUGCCUCCUUCUCUGUCGGCUUUAAGGCGUGAUCGCCAGCGUGAAGGCACGCCGUCUAGUAAUGUAAGUUCAACACAUGCGGCCAUAGUUAGUAGUAGUCAUAAGAAUCAGAAGUUAAAUGAGAUUGACUCAGCUGUAGAAGAUAGCACGAGUUCGUCCGAUAACGCGCAAGUGUAUCACAUUGCGCAAAAUAAUGAAGUCCUCAAUCAGCUGCUUCCUGUUCAGGUCGAGCCGUCCUCUAGCUCUGGGAUUGACAUCCCAGUCGAGCCGGAAAGCCCUCCAAAACGCAGAACUUUCAAAAAGUCAUUCAGUGCAUCCAUAAAGCGAGUGGCGAAGCGUAAUUGCCACAAUGUGUCCGCCAUGAACACAUCAGGAGCAUCGAUCCUUUAUCCAGGACGAAUGUCACAGAAGGACCGACGCCUACUCAAAAUGAUUCUUGUGAUAUUUUUAUCGUUUGUGAUAUGCCACCUUCCCAUAACUGUAACCAAGAUAUAUAAAGGAGCUACCGAUGUUCAUUUCUUCAAUAUCAUGGGCUACCUUCUGAUCUUCUUGACGACCUGCGUCAACCCCAUUAUUUACGUUGUCAUGUCAUCGGAGUAUCGCCAGGCAUACUGGAGUUUACUUAGUUGUCGAAAGAGCGUAAGCCGAUCUUCAGGAAAGAAUCUUGCAGUGGCCCGGAGCGAUCGCAGAGGCAACGGAGCAGCAUAGAUGGAAAAGGAUGAAUCAAAAAUUGAUAUUGGAGACAGUUUUGCGUUAACCAAAAGAAUUCCAAAGAUGUGUACAAUUAGCACCUGACUAGUCAUAGUUAUAACACGAAUUUUCUGGAUAUAAGAAAAAUAUCUUUCAAAUUAUACAAUCUCGGAGAAAACUGGUCCAAUCAAGAUUCGAAAGAGGAAACAUGAUUGGAGAGAAUAAUAGGAUUCUGGCUGCGACUCCUCGGAAGUCCUUUUUCCGAAGUCUGCCCGGAAAUGAAAUCAAAUUUCAAGAAGUUUACCAAAACUCGGAUAGAUUAUUGUUCUUAAAAACUUUAUAAGAUAGUUUACUUCUCGAGCGCGCAUCCAGGAUUUUCAAAAAGGGGACUACUCCCCAACGAUGUAGCAUCCUUUCUCCGUGACUGCUGUCAAACAAACGAUCUAAAUUUCCGACUUGCAAAUUUGCACCCUCCGAAUUCGUAGAUAUUAUUUAAUCGGAUGUAAAUAUUUGCUUUAUCUUUUCAUGUGUUCAAAGCACUUAAAACUAUCUUAUAAUAUCAUAUUUUAUUUUUCUUUGUUUUUAUCUUAGGAUAAUCUAUGCAAACUUGUAUUUUAAAAAAAAAAAACAUCGAACACGAACGAUGUAAAAAAUGUAUGGCUUCCAUGUGGAGGUUUUUAAGACCACCCUUUAUUUAGACGCUACUCGGAAGCUAACAAAUGGGAGACGGACAUCUAGGCUAGUUUGUACUUAAGUUUCUAUUAUAUCUUAUUGAUAAGUUGAAGAUAUUGCUCGUUUUUGAAUGCCAUACGAUUAAGAUGCCCAUCAAAUACUUUUAUAAUCGUAAUUGUUACGCCAUUAUUAGUUUUCCGUUGAUAAUUGACUGAUUAGAAUGAAUUAUUUGUAAGAAUGUUGUUAAAAAAAAAACCAAUUCAAACACUAAGAAUAAAAAUACGGAGAAUUUUUUCCUCUGC
Messenger RNA from Hermetia illucens (black soldier fly), 2958 nucleotides. RefSeq names its product G-protein coupled receptor moody. Gene Ontology annotation, biological process: G protein-coupled receptor signaling pathway. Gene Ontology annotation, cellular component: membrane. NCBI's taxonomy places the organism in Eukaryota, Metazoa, Arthropoda, Insecta, Diptera, Stratiomyidae. The record is from RefSeq and is a predicted model, not a curated record. Gene Ontology annotation, molecular function: G protein-coupled receptor activity. Bases 245 to 2002 code for a protein of 585 amino acids. The transcript is spliced from 7 exons.